CACGCCGGAUCGCACGCCUAUGUCACAUACAUAACCUCACUUUCAAAAGUCAAAAUAAUGCAGAGUUGAAGAGAUGAACAAUGCUUAUUUUAUAAAUCCCAAAAGUAUUUAAAAUAUUAUUUCGUCAUGAUAUCUGCUACCCGUUUGUUUGUGGGAAACCUCCCAGAAAACACUCAAGAAAAUGAACUUCACAAGGCUUUCUCUGUUUUUGGUGAAAUAACAAACUUGGAUCUAAAAUGUAAACCUGGAGACACUAAUGAAAGUAAGAAGUUUGCCUUCGUUUCAAUCUCUGCCGGGAAUUCAGACGUGGAGUCAUGCAUAAAACAUUUUUCACAAGAAAACUUUAAAGGCAAUAGAUUGUAUGUAACAAGAGCCAGAGAAAGUUUCUUGGAAAGACUGCAAAGGGAAAGACAACUUGCACAAGUAAAAGAAUCAGGAAAGGGUGUACAAGAAGAACAUUUACCCAAGAAAAACCCAAUAUUAAAACUGAGCGACAAAUUGAAUCCAAGGAAAAGAAAAAUAGAAGUGAACCACAUUAAUGAAGGUAACAGAAUAAGAAGACAUAGUAAAGAUGACCCUCUUGCUAAUGAGACUUCAUUAAAUGAUCAUAAACAUAAAAUAAAACGUAAUUUAAAAGAUUCAAAACAUAAUGAUGCUGGAGAUGCCACAGAUGGUAAAAACUUGUCUAUUGUAACUGAAGCUGAUAAAAAAAAGCAUGAGGCUGAAAAGAAAAGGCUAGAAUCUAUGAAAAAGAAGAGACAGGAGUUUAAAGAGAAACAAAUGAUCAUUAAAACUGGUUUAACUGGUGUUGACAAAGCAAAAAAUAAAAAGGUGAUAUUUUCGGAUUACGAAGAUGAGAUACCAAACGGAAGAACAGAAAAUAAUAGUAAUAAAACAAAAAGAAAAGGGAACCAAAACACUUUGUUUGAAGAUGAUGGUGAUGAAUCUGACGAUGGAUUGAAUUUUGAAGUCAAAAAGCAAUUUGAAGGCAAGAAAGGACAGAAGGUUUUAGAUUUGCAAUCAAGAUACAAAUCUGAUAAACGUUUCACCUUAGAUGAAAGGUUCAUUGAUGAUGAUGAAGAAGAAGAAACUAAUCCAAGGCAAGAUUACAAUACUGAAGAAGUAGAAUUGGGCACUGCAGAUGAAAAAGCUAAACAAAUGAAUAUACUACAAGAUGUUCUUGGAGUGACUAUCAAACAAAAAUACACAGACAAUGACAAUAAGAACAAAAAACCAAAACUAGGAAUGCUUAGGUUUGACCCCUUGCAGCCUGAUCAUGCCAAAUUUUUGGCACCUGUUGAACCCAAACCAGAACCAACGAAGAAAUCUAAAAAGAAAACAAAAGAAAAGCAAGAGGACAUACAGGAACAACAAAUAGAGCCAGAAGGUCCAAAAGUUGAAGUAUCUAAAGAACAAUUUUAUAAAGUCAGUGAUGCAUUAAAAGAAGCCAUAGCACAACCAAGCAGUUUCAGUUUACGAAGUUUAUUUGGCAGCAAGGAAAAUGAUGAUGAUGGUGUCCAAGAACAAGAGACAGACUAUAUUCCCCUUGAAGCACCUAAAGCAAAAAAGGUGAAAAAUCCAUUAGAUCCUAAGGAAAAGAAUCCUUUUGUUUAUGAUUCUUCUGAUUCCGAAACUGAGGAACCAGAGACUAAAGAAGUUAAACCAGAGCAGUUACCGGCACCUGCCAUUGAAACUAAAGCUGUGUGGAAAGAAAAUCUAUUCUUUUCUACAUUUGAUAUACGUCUAAAAGAUGGUCUAUCUUUCUUCAGUAAAGCUCCAGAGACUGAAAUACAAAAAGAAAGAAGGGAACUGAAGUCAUUAAUGAAGAAACGAAUUUAUAAUAAUGAUAGAAAGAAUCAAAUGUUCAAAAAGAAAAUAGGAGGCAAGAAGAAAUCAAUGAAAAAACCAUAUAAAAAUAAAAGUUAAUUUUGUUGAUGAAGUGUUUUAAGAAAUAUAAUACUACUAUUUUA
Messenger RNA from Helicoverpa zea (corn earworm), 1970 nucleotides. It is a transcript of the gene Nol8, whose product is annotated as nucleolar protein 8. The record is from RefSeq and is a predicted model, not a curated record. Bases 127 to 1926 code for a protein of 599 amino acids. Lineage: Eukaryota; Metazoa; Arthropoda; Insecta; Lepidoptera; Noctuidae. The transcript has 8 exons. Gene Ontology annotation, molecular function: RNA binding.